AUGAAUGCCUAGUCUCUGGGUAACUUCCCAUCUUCCUUUGCUCCAGUGAGAGAAUCCAAAGAAAACUUAUUUGCAUCUAAUCUGCUGCCACUUCCCCCUAAGUUUAGCUUUUAGGAACGCACUGGCAGAAUAAACUGGAGAGCACUCAUGAAUACAGAUCUUGAUAAGAUCUCAAAAGAGGUAGAUUUAAAGACUUUGGAAGCACUUCUGCAGAAUAUUACCUUUGCUUAGCUAGAUAGAGAUGACCUUGAAAGACUUGGUGACAUGCACUUCAUUAAACUAUUCAGACUUAGUUAGUAUUCAAUCGAGUAUUUGCUCUACACCUAAAACUACAUGGAAAGUCUUUGCAAAAAUUUAGAUGUUGAAUACAGAUAAACUUAUGAAAAGACUAUGAAAACUGAGGAGAUGAUUCGUAAGUACUAACAAGAACUAAAGAUAAUUAGAAAAGAGUUAAAGCUGAAACAAAAGACUUUAAGCACUUACGAGUAUCUGAUGAAGUUGCCAGUGGAACAGGAGCAGGAUGUGAUUAAAUGCAAAAGUUGUCGCAAGUUUUUCCUAAGCAAGUAAUACUUGCAAAAGCAUUAUCAAAGACACCAUCCUGAGGUAGAUUUCUUCAGAGAAUUCGCAGAUAUGAAUGACCCAAACUAUGACAGAUCUCUCAACGAAAGAUAAAAUCAGUAGACUAUCGCUGAAAUUAAGAAAUAACAAUAAAUUAACUAAGAGGAGCUAUUUGAUAAGAUUAAGGGAGAGCUAUUUGGAUCACUUGUAGAUAAUUUUAAAAAGCUAGAAACUGAGAUUUCUACUCUGAAGGACAAACAGAAUUUCCAACAAAUCAAGUCAAUGCUUGAGAACUAUGAAUAGAAAAAUGAAGAGGAAUAGAAAAAAAUCUAGGAUUCAUUGAACAAGCCCGCCAAGAGUCUUGAGGAUUUGAAGUCGAAGUGGUCUGAGAUGUUUCAAUAGCAGACAAGCACCAUAAAGGAUAUGAUGUAGUAGUAUGUAAAUGAUGCACUAUCUCGCAGAAAAGAUGAAAGAGAUAAAAAGAAGCAGAAUUAAAGCAAGAAUAGUGAAUACUUUUAAUAGAAACUAAACGAAUUCGAUGAUAAAUUCAAGUAAAACGAGUAAGUUAAACAGGAAUUAGAGUAAAAAGUAAAAGAUUACGAGAAACAGCUUCAACUCAAAUCUUAGACUGAGACAUAAAUACUAGCUAAAUUGCAAGAGGAGGAGUAAAAGAGAAAGUAAGAAGAAAAACUAAGGAAGGAGCGAGAGGAGGAGCUGAUGAAUCAAUUGAACUCGUAAGCCUAAGUAGAUUAUUAGAAAAAGCUUUAAGAAGAGUAAAAACUAAGAGAGGAAUUUGAAAGAAAACUAAAAGAGGAAUAAGAGAAGAUAAAAGAAAAUGAGGAGAAGAAGAUAAAGCAACUUGAGUUAUAGUUAAAACAAGAGGAAGAUGAAAAAAACAAACUACUAAAACUUUAAGAAGAAAAAGCAAGACUAUUAGAAGAAGAAAAACAGAAGGCAGCUCUUGAGCAAGAAAAGAAGAGAGAAUUGUAACUAUAGCUGGAAAAAGAGGAAGCUGAAAAAUUGAGAAGAUAGAAGUCAGAAGAGGAAAAGAGGAAACUAGCAGAACAGUAAAGAAAGAAAUCGGAGGAAAUAGUGGAAGAGUAAGUAAUUGAAGAAGAUGUGGAAGAAGAAGAUGAAGACAUAGACGAUGAAAUUCUAAAGAAAAAGCAGCUAGCAGAAGCAGAAGCAGAAAAAUUAAGAGCCAAGUAGAAAUAGGAGGAAGAGGAGCGAAAGAAAAAGCUAGAAGAAGAAGAAGCAAAGAAGCAAGUUAAGAAAUAGCCCACUGAAGAAUUGAAAUCACAGAAGAGUUCAAACCAUGAAAGCAAUCUAGGCUCAACCUUAAGAGACCAAAUCAAGAAGGACAUAAAGAAGGAGAUAGAAUAAGAUAAUUUCUACAUGAGUGAUAAGGCUCAUAUUAAGUCUUUCUUCAACCAUGAAAUCGAUGAGAUUUCUAACAUGAAAGAUAUCAUUUAAGUACAACUUAUUAAUGAGCAAGAAUAAAUCCUUGCAUAAGAGUUCAAUACUCAGAAGAUAUAGCCAGUAGCUGGAGAUAAGUAAAACCCCCUAAGUCUCUAAAGAAAGGAAGACCUCAGAUAUGUAAAUGAUAGCAUAAAGGGACUUAGCCGCAAAGAUGUGGAAAAAAUCAACAAUAGUCUUAUGAAAAGACUGAGCGACUAGUAGUUCACUGGCUACUCUAACAUGAUUGAGGGUUUUCUCAAGAAAGCUCUUAUGUCUCAAUGA
Stylonychia lemnae is the source of this 2298-nucleotide messenger RNA. The record is from the annotation of a GenBank genome assembly. NCBI's taxonomy places the organism in Eukaryota, Ciliophora, Spirotrichea, Sporadotrichida, Oxytrichidae.